Nicotiana attenuata is the source of this 1754-nucleotide messenger RNA. RefSeq names its product TMV resistance protein N-like. The transcript is spliced from 2 exons. The record is from RefSeq and is a predicted model, not a curated record. The coding region runs from base 738 to 1406 and encodes 222 amino acids. NCBI's taxonomy places the organism in Eukaryota, Viridiplantae, Streptophyta, Magnoliopsida, Solanales, Solanaceae.
AAGGUUCAUCAUUCCCCGGGAUGUUGCAGCAAACUCAUUCAGUUAGAUUUGAGUUAUUGUGAAAACCUUAAGAGGUUUCCAUGUUUUAACGUGGAAUCUCUUGAAUAUCUGGAUUUCGAAUUUUGCUAUAUGUUAGAGAAAUUUCCAGAAAUUCACGGGAGAAUGAAGCCGGAGAUAAAGGAACGACCAUCCUCUAUUACUCAGUACCAAACACAUAUUACCAAGCUAGAUUUGAGCGGUAUGAGAAGCCUUGUAGCUCUUCCAAGCAGCAUCUAUAAGUUGAAAAGUUUGGUUUUUCUAAAUGUGUCGAAGUGCUCAAAACUGGAAAGCUUGCCAGAAGAGAUAGCGGAUUUACACAACUUGGAGGAGCUUCAUGCCAUUGAUACUCUAAUUUCACGACCUCCGUCAUCCAUCGUACGCUUGGACAAACUUAAAAUCUUGAUGUUUGGAGGCUUCAAAGAUGGAGUACACUUUGAGUUCCCUCCAAUGGCUGAAGGAUUACGGUCAUUGGAACAUCUGGAUCUCAUUGCAAUCUAAUAGAUGGAGGACUUCCGGAAGAUAUUGGAUCCUUAUCCUCUUUGAAAAAGUUGGAGCUUCGUGGAAAUAAUUAUGAGCAUUUGCCUCGAAGCAUAGCCCAACUUGGUGCUCUUCGAUACUUGGGCUUAUCAUAUUGCGAGAGGCUUACACAGCUACCAGAACUUCCCCCUGAAUUAAAUGAAUUGCGUGUAGAUUGUCAUAUGGCUAUGAAAAGUAUCCAUGAUUUAGUAACAAAAAGAAAGAAACUACAGAGGGUGAAACUUGGUGCACACAAUGAUUCUAUGUAUAAUUUGUUUGCACAUGCCCUAUUUCAGAAUAUAUCUUCCUUGAGGCAUGACAUCUCUGCUUCAGAUUCCUUGUCCGAUAGUGUGUUUACCAUUGUGCAUCCUUGGAAUAAUAUCCCAAGUUGGUUCCUCUAUAAGGGAAGGGAUAGUAGUGUAUCAGUCAAUUUGCCUGAAAAUUGGUAUAUACCUCAUAAAUUCUUGGGAUUUGCUGUAUGUUACUGUGGCAGCUUAAUUGACACCACAGCUCAAUUGAUUCCCGUAUCUGAUGACGGGAUGUCGUGCAUGACCCAGAAACUUGCAUUGUCCAGCCAUUCAGAAUGUGAUACAGCAGAAUGGGAUACAGAAGAUGACAUUAAUUUUUUCUUGGUUGAUGGCUUAUGGAAUACAUCUAAAGCAAAUGGAAAAACACCAAAUGACUAUGGGAUUAUUAGGCUAUCUUUUUCUGGAGAAACGAAGGAGUAUGGAGUUCGUUUGUUGUAUAAAGAAGAAGCUGAGGUUGAGGCCUUGCCGCAAAUGAGGGAAAAUAACAAUGACUCCGUGACCCAUGAAUCCAGUUGUUGUUGCUGUCGCUGUCGCAUACUUUAAUAACAUUAGAAACAAAGGUCACAUUCUAAUGAAAGUAAGUUGCAAGUAUGGAAUCCCUUUGCUCUAAAGCCGGUGGCAUUGCCAAUGAAGAGCAUAUGUUUCCUUUGUUUGUAGCAGAAAAACUGGACUCUUGGCCUGAGAAAGAGAUUCGCUAGAGAACUUACUUGGGUAGACUUUCAAAAACCAAUUGCAGAUGAAUGUUCGCGAAGCAAGAAAGCUGUGCCAAAAUGGAUGGAUGAAAACAGCCUUGGAACUGUUAUUCCUUUGGGAUGUAGAGCUCAACUAGUCUUGUAUUCUCUCCAUCAGAAACUGAUGUUCACUUUUCACUUGCAAAAUAAUUUUCAUUUU